AUCAAUGGAUCCCUCUGAUCAGGGUGAAUCUUCUGACCAUUCACAUACUAUGACUAGAAAUAUUCAUCUAAGAUCUCGCACUGCAACAGAUCCAUCUAAUCCCGAGGAAUCUUCCUCACCCCAUGAAGGAGAUCACAGAGGUGAAAAUCUUUUUUCACGUUCAGUAAGUGGGGAAUCUUUUACUACAAAAAAAAGCCUUUGUAGACACCAGAGAAUUCACACAGGUGAGCGUCCUCAUUCAUGUUCAGAGUGCGGGAAAUCUUUCAAUCGUAAACAUCACCUUGUUAAUCACCAGAGAAUUCACACAGGUGAGCGUCCUUAUUCAUGUUCAGAGUGCGGUAAAUCUUUCAGUCUAAAAAGACAGCUUGUUAGGCACCAGAUGAUUCACACAGGUGCAUGUCCUUAUUCAUGCUCAGAGUGCGGGAAAUCUUUCACAGAGAAAGGAGACCUUGUUAUACAUCAGAGAAUUCACACUGGUGAACGUCCUUAUUCAUGUUCAGAGUGCGGGAAAGCAUUCAUUUGUAAAGGAGACCUUGUUAUACAUCAGAGAAUUCACACAGGUGAGCGUCCUUAUUCAUGUUCAGAGUGCGGGAAAUCUUUCACUCAGCAAGGAACCCUUGUUAUACACCAGAGAAUUCAUACAGGUGAGCGCAAUUAUUCAUGUUCAGAGUGCGGGAAAUCAUUCACUCAGAAAAAAGCCCUUGGUAAACACCAGAUAAUUCACACAGGUGAGUGUCCCUUUUCAUGUUCAGAGUGCGGGAAAGCAUUCAUUUGUAAAGGAGACUUUGUUGUACACCAGAGAAUUCACACGGGUGAGCGUCCUUAUUCAUGUUCAGAGUGCGGGAAAUCUUUCACUCAGCAAGGAACCCUUGUUAAACACCAGAGAAUUCACACUGGUGAGCGCAAUUAUUCAUGUUCAGAGUGCGGGAAAUCAUUCACUCAGAAAGAAGCCCUUGUUAAACACCAGAGAAUUCACACGGGUGAGCGUCCAUAUUCUUGUUCAGAGUGCUGGAAAUCUUUCAGUCGGAAAGGACAGCUUGUUAGGCACCAAAUGAUUCACACGGGUAAGCGUCCUUUUUCAUGUUCAGAGUGCGGGAAAUCUUUCAGUCGGAAAGGACAGCUUGUUAGGCACCAGAUGAUUCACACUGGUGAGCGUCCAUAUUCUUGUUCAGAGUGCGGGAAAUCUUUCACCGUGAAAGGAAACCUUGUUAUACACCAGAGAAUUCACACGGGUGAACGUCCUUAUUUAUGUUCAGAGUGCGGGAAAUCUUUCAUUCAGAAUUCACACCGGCGAGCACACCAGAGAAUUCACACAGGUGACCGUCCCCAUUCAUGUUCAGAGUGCGGGAAAUCUUUCACUGAGAAACAUAAACUUGUUAUACACCAGAGAAUUCACACGGGUGAGCGUCCUUAUUCAUGUUCAGAGUGCGGGAAAUCAUUUGCUCGGAAAGGAGACCUUGUUAAACACCAGAGAAUUCACACGGGUGAACGUCCGUAUUCAUGUUCAGAGUGCGGGAAAUCUUUCAGUUGGAAAGGACACCUUGUUAAUCACCAGAGAAUUCACACGGGUGAACGUCCUUAUUCAUGUUCAGAGUGCGGGAAAUCUUUCAGUCGGAAAGUAUACCUUGUUAAUCACCAAAUGAUUCACACGGGUAAGCGUCCUUAUUCAUGUUCAGAGUGCGGGAAAUCUUUCACAGGGAAAGGACAUCUUGAUGUACACCAGAGAAUUCACACAGGUGAACGUCCUUUUUCAUGUUUAGAGUGCGGGAAAUCAUUUAUGUGUAAGGGAGACUUUAUUAAACACCAGAGAAUUCACACAGGUGAACGUCCUUAUUCAUGUUCAGAGUGCGGGAAAUCUUUCACCGAGAAAAGACACCUUGUUAUACACCAGAGAAUUCACACUGGUGAGCGUCCUUUUUCAUGUUCAGAGUGCGGAAAAUCAUUCACUCGGAAAGAAGACUUUGUUAAACAUCAGAAAAUUCACACGGGUGAGCGUCGUUAUUCAUGUUUAGAGUGCGGGAAAUCUUUCAGUCGGAAAGGAGUCUUUGUUAUACACCAGAUAAUUCACACAGGUGAGCGUCCUUAUCCAUGUUUAGAGUGUGAGAAAUCAUUCUUUCGUAAAACAGACCUUGUUAUACACCAGAGAAUUCACACGGGUGAAGAUCCAUAUUCAUGUUCAGAGUGCGGGAAAUCUUUCAGUCGGAAAGGACAGCUUGUUAACCACCAGAGGAUUCACACGGGUGAACGUCGUUAUUCAUGUUCAGAGUGCGGGAAAUCAUGCAUUCAUAAAGGAGAACUUGUUAACCACCAAUGAAGUCACAUGG
Messenger RNA from Nanorana parkeri, 2324 nucleotides. RefSeq names its product zinc finger protein 260-like. NCBI's taxonomy places the organism in Eukaryota, Metazoa, Chordata, Amphibia, Anura, Dicroglossidae. Bases 5 to 2314 code for a protein of 769 amino acids. The record is from RefSeq and is a predicted model, not a curated record. The transcript is spliced from 3 exons.